UGGAGCGCGCUAGGAGGUAGAAGAGGAAAGUGGGGGAGGAGGACGUUGACAUGCGGGACACGGCGAGGGAGAAGAGGGCACGUCAGACGACGAUCGACGAGCUGUACGCAAAGGAGAAGUUGAGCGAGUUCACUGACGUGUGGCUGCAGUGGAUCUACGCGAAGGGGUUGCCGUUCAACGCCUUCAGAGGGCCGGAGUUCCAGAGGGUGCGUCAGGCGGCGGAGAGAGUCCCCCGCAACGUUCACUUCCAGUUUCCCUCCUACAAGGUUAUAGCGGGCGUCGGGAUCCUUUCGCAGAGGGGGAAGGUGGCGACGAUGGUGAGCGAGGUGCGGGGCGCUGUCCGGCACACCGGUGCCACCAUCCUCUCCGACGGAAGGAAGUCGCGUAGCGGCAAGCCGCUCGUGAACUUCUUGGCCGGGGGCGCCAACGGCGCCCUGCUAUAUGCGACCGUUGCACGUGAUGGGUCAGUCGCUGACAGGGCGGAUGUCGUGUAUCGCAGGUGGUGGGCCAUCAUCUUGUCCUUUCCUGCGAAGGACGUGAUCGGCUUCUGCACGGACUCCGCCAGUAACUAUACGGCGGCGGCCCGCAAAUUCGCCACCGACCCCGACGCAGACAUCAGGAGGAUCACUUGGCUUCCCUGCUCCACCCACGUCUGCAACUUGAUGUUGUCAGAUGUCGGGACGCGAGUGGGGUGGGUCAAGGAGACCAUCAUCCGUGCCCGAGCGUUACAGCAGAUCCGCGACGGCGAGUUCUGGCGAUGUGUUGACUGUGCCAUCCGCGUUAUGUCGCCCAUCCACCAGCUCUUGAGGAGGAUGGAUAGAGGGGGGAUGAUGAUGUCCAUCGUUUACGAGUGGAGUCAUCAUCUUCUGGAGUUGAUGAGGAGGGUGGAUGUGCCGGCGGACAUGGUCGAGCCGUGCGUGCGCGAGGUUGCCGUCCGCAACCUCCACAUGCUCGAGCCCGCACAUGCUGCGGCACACCUCCUCAACCCUCGCCGCCGGUCCCUCCGAUAUUAUGAGUCGUUGCAGACGACCACCGACGACGCCCAUGUGGUCGAGGAGUGCGACAGAUUUCUGCUCGCACAGACUGGCGGCGAUCCGGUCGGCAGACUGUACAGGACAGUCCGUGACCAGAUCUGGCAUUUCCACUCGCGGCGGGGAGAUUGGGGAUAUCGGCAGCUGUCCGAUGCCGAGGCCGACGACUGUCGGGGGGACCGCGAGACUGAGCGUUGUGCCCAAUGGUGGUUUGAUCACGGACGUCAUCACCCUGAGUUGCACACCAUCGCCAUCCGUGUGAUGGACUUAUGGACGUUCGCCUCUCCUGCGGAGAGGAACUGGGCGCAGCAUGAGCGCAUCAACAGGGUGAGACGCCACAAGCUUGGCUUUGCCAAGCUUGCACAACUGGUUGAGAUUGCCACCAAUCUCAAACUGGCCGGGUGGGCACAGCAGGGUAGUGGCUACGUGUUGCCCUGGGACGUGUUCGGCAAGAGGGCGGUGGAGCUACGGCCGUGGCCGGAGCAGACGUCGGACGCUGAUGCGGACGGCGACACGUCGGACGACGAGUGGACGGACAAUGACGACGUUCCCGUCAGCGGCGACGCGACGGCGGAGCGGGUCUAUUUCACGUACGGCGGAGGACCUGACGACAUGACUCCACACACAUCCGUCAUCACUGACGAUGUGUCGUCCGGUGGUCAGGCCAGUGGCACCGGCAGAGCCGGUGCUCGUGGUCGACGACGACCGCGUGCAGACGAGCAUGUGGAGGAGCAGGAGCCACUCCGAGGCCUUUGGCAGACGGGCAGACGUUGGGAGGUCAGGAGCGACAGCGAGCCGGAGGGGGCGGAGGAGGAGGCGGAGGGUGUCCCCACGGGUGUUGAGGGAGAUGGUGUCGCCAUGGGUGGUGGGGGGGAGGGUGGCGGCGAGGACGAGGACGAGGACGAGUCCGACCAUGGAGACGACCACAGCGACGACGGCGGCGAUGACGACGGCCGCGGCGACGGCGACGAUGGCGGCGACCACGGCGACGACGGUGGCGACUUUGGCGACCACGGUGACGACGGCGACAAUGGCGGCGGCGAGAGAGAGAGAGAGGGUAGGCUGGCUUUGGUCUUGAGGGACCCGUCAGUGCCUUCACUACCUCUCACACGGCCCGAGGCCUUCGCGCAGGCUGGUUUUGAUGCCGACGAUUUGGCGCGACUCGGUUCACAUGACCCUUUCCCCCACACGGGCCGCAGGAGCGGCGAGCGCUCUCCUGGAGGGGCGUAUUCGCGCCCGCCCUACAUCGUGGAUAGCCCUAGAUGGUCUGUUUUUUCGCUCAGCGGCAUUAGAGGGAGGGAGUCCGGGCCGGUUGAUGGCCGGUCAGGCCGCUGCAGUGACGGCGGUGGAUCUGCCGGAUCGAUGCCUCCGCCACCCGCACGGAGCACGGAGGGCGGCGCCGACGCGACUAUGGCCCGUGCGCCCGUUGCCGGUUCCCCGCCGCCUGUCGCAGGUGGUGUUGCCGACGGAUGGGCAGCUCAUCGCCGGGUCUCAGACCGGAUGAGGGUGGAUUACGACGCCGGGAGGGGCGCCUUCGCAGGACGUUUGUCACCUCGGUUUCAGGUUGCGGGCAGCAGCGAGGGUGGCUCCGGACGUCCGAGUCUUCACAUGGCAGGCCGCAUGCUCGGUUUGUCUCGAUCAUCGACGAGGAGAGUUUUGAUCCCACCGUCGAUUCCUGCCCGAGGGACAGCUGCGGACAUGCAGCAGGGUCAGCACUACACAUCCGGCGAGGAGGGGUUGCUGAUGCCUCGUGCGACUAGACGACACAGCGCCGUCACGGAGGUUGAGGCUCGACUCGCAGCAGAGAUCGCCGCCGGCCAGGCUGCAUUGUCAGAGGCAGCGAUAGACGAUUGCUGCAGCGGCGGCCGAGGACGAGGACGCGGACACAGAGUUCGAGCCGAUCGACAUUGCAGUCCGCAGACAUAGUGCGGCCGUGUCCGCGGCAGCCGCGGCAGCACAGGCGCCAUACAUCAGCGGUGCGCAGGGCACAGA
Molecule: messenger RNA, 3023 nt
Organism: Chara braunii
Lineage: Eukaryota; Viridiplantae; Streptophyta; Charophyceae; Charales; Characeae
Source: the annotation of a GenBank genome assembly